GCGGUAUCUCUCAAAGCGCCACCUCCCCGUUCACCCACGAGCUGCUCUGAAGGACUACUUUCUGCGGGGUUGUCCCGGGGCGUCCACAUCCUCCUCUCCUCCUCUCUGCUCUUGGUCUCCGCCCCCUCGCUCAGAGGAGGCCUCGCCGCUUUAAGAGCUGGGUUAGCAAUUGACAAGCAAUAAACGCUGAGCGCCAGGCUGCGCUGGAGCCGCCCCAAGCUAGUGGCUCCCUAGGACUCAGGAGAGACAUUUCAGAGUCCUUGCCAACCUCACCAUGCCGGUUGCCGCCACCAACUCUGAGACUGCCAUGCAGCAAGUCCUGGACAACCUGGGAUCCCUCCCCAACGCCACGGGGGCCGCAGAACUGGACCUGAUCUUCCUUCGAGGCAUUAUGGAAAGUCCAAUAGUAAGAUCCCUGGCCAAGGCCCACGAGCGGCUGGAGGAGACCAAGCUGGAGGCUGUUCGGGACAACAACCUGGAGCUGGUGCAGGAGAUCCUGCGGGACCUGGCGCAGCUGGCAGAGCAGAGCAGCACAGCCGCAGAGCUGUCCCGCAUCCUUCAGGAGCCCCACUUUCAGGUUCUUACCCCCUUCGCCCUGGGGUGGCGACUGGGGCAGGCCGCUGGGGGAGGGGCUGGCAAGAAGUUGGAGGUGGGAUGGGAAGGGCCCAGGGCGCACUGCCCACAGUCCCUCUCCUUCCCACCGCCUCUUCAGUCCCUCCUGGAGACGCACGACUCUGUGGCAUCGAAGACCUAUGAGACCCCACCCCCCAGCCCGGGCCUGGACCCCACGUUCAGCAACCAGCCGGUGCCUCCAGACGCUGUGCGCAUGGUGGGCAUCCGCAAGACCGCUGGAGAACAUCUGGGCGUGACGUUCCGUGUGGAGGGCGGUGAGUUGGUGAUCGCACGCAUUCUGCACGGGGGCAUGGUGGCUCAGCAAGGCCUGUUGCACGUGGGCGACAUCAUCAAAGAGGUGAAUGGGCAGCCUGUAGGCAGUGACCCCCGCGCGCUUCAGGAGCUGCUGCGCAGCGCCAGUGGCAGCGUCAUCCUUAAGAUCCUGCCCAGCUACCAGGAGCCCCAUCUGCCCCGCCAGGUGUUUGUGAAAUGCCACUUUGACUAUGACCCAGCCCGUGACAGCCUCAUCCCCUGCAAAGAAGCUGGCCUUCGCUUCACUGCUGGGGACUUGCUCCAGAUUGUAAACCAGGACGACGCCAACUGGUGGCAGGCCGAGCUUUGCCCGCAUCCAUUUCAGGCAUGCCACGUAGAAGGAGGCAGCGCUGGGCUCAUCCCCAGCCAGCUGCUGGAGGAGAAGCGGAAAGCCUUUGUUAAGCGGGACUUGGAACUGACACCCACCUCAGGGACCCUUUGUGGCAGCCUUUCAGGAAAGAAAAAGAAGCGAAUGAUGUAUUUGACCACAAAGAAUGCAGAGUUUGACCGCCAUGAGCUGCUCAUUUAUGAAGAGGUGGCCCGCAUGCCCCCUUUCCGCCGGAAAACUCUGGUGCUGAUUGGGGCUCAGGGUGUGGGCCGGCGCAGCCUGAAGAACAAGCUCAUCAUGUGGGAUCCAGAUCGCUACGGCACCACGGUGCCCUACACGUCCCGGAGGCCCAAGGACUCAGAGCGGGAAGGCCAGGGUUACAGCUUUGUGUCCCGAGCAGAGAUGGAGGCUGACAUCCGUGCUGGGCGCUACCUGGAACAUGGCGAAUACGAGGGCAACCUGUAUGGCACACGUAUCGACUCCAUCCGCGGUGUGGUUGCAGCCGGCAAGGUGUGCGUGCUGGAUGUCAACCCCCAGGCAGUGAAGGUGCUGAGAACAGCUGAGUUUGUCCCUUAUGUGGUGUUCAUUGAGGCCCCCGACUUUGAAACCCUGCGGGCCAUGAAUCGGGCCGCACUGGAGAGUGGGGUGUCCACCAAACAGCUCACGGAGGCAGAUCUGAGACGGACAGUGGAGGAGAGUAGCCGCAUCCAGAGGGGCUAUGGCCACUACUUUGAUCUCAACCUGGUCAACAGCAACCUGGAGAGGACCUUUCGUGAGCUCCAGACUGCCAUGGAGAAGCUGCGGACAGAGCCCCAGUGGGUGCCAGUCAGCUGGGUGUACUGAGCCUGCUUGCCUGGACCUUGUCCCUCUGGGUUGUGACCCAGAACCCUGAGUCCAUCCUUCCCCAGCCAUGACCCUCAACCACAAUCCUUAGAUCCCAUUCCUGGCUCUCUGGCUCUCCCUGGGUAGCAGCUCUUAGUGGGCCCUAAGUCUGGCUUCAGCACAGAGGCGUGCACUGCCAGGGAGGUGGGUGUUCAUGGGGUACCUCUGUGCCCAGGUGCUGCUCCCUCCUGAUGCCCAUUAGCCACCAAACGUCCCUCUCUGAGGACCAAGCUGUUCCCAGGAGUGUAUCUGAGUCACCUUCAAAAGGCUCAGUCCAGAGAAGGGAAAAGCUGCUUUGGGACCGUGUGGUCAAUAGGUACACUGCCCUCUGUCACCUCUCUCCAGUCACCUUGUCUCCUCUGGACCGGCCACACCCACCCCAUUCCUUGGGCUCCUCUUACCUCUCACCAUUCCAUCCUAGGAGCAGGCCCUAAGCUGUUUCCCUGUGGUCUGGGGAGUGGAUAGCUCCCUGGUAGCCAGGCAGGCCCGGGUAGUGGUGCCAGCCUGGUGCCAUCCUGAAUGCUGCAGGAGCCAAAGCUUGAGCCAGUUGCCACAGCCGGGGAGCAGUGCAGACUUGGCUCCCUCGGAAUGAGGCAGAGUCCCCACAAGUGGGACACCGCCCUGUCCUUCCUCAUCCACAGCUUUUCACUGCCGAAGUCUCUCCACAGACUUCUCCUAUGUGCCCCUGACAGGUCAGCUCUGCAUUCCAAAGGACAAGGCUGGCAGGGGGCAGUGGGCUCAGUCCCACGGUGUGUUGGAGGCUGAGUCCUGUGACAAUAGCUGAGUCUCCCAGCUCUCCAUGGCCCAUGGUGGGGACAUGUCUGGGCUCCCUGUCCAUGACCAUUGUCUCUUUUGGUCUCUCUGGCCGGGUCCAAGUGGCCCAGUGGCAUCAGGGCUGCGUGUGGGGCUGAGGAAGGGUGUGGAGGGAGCUUUGUGAGCACUGGGCCCUGGAGUAUGGACUUGGUGAAGGACAUUUGUGCUCUGGCCGGCUCCUGGGAGCCCAGCUCCAGGGGGCGCCAUCCACACCGUUUCUGUGAUGCUGUGCGCCUGGUCUGUCUUUCUGCCGUGGGUGGGUGUGUGUGUGUCGGCCUUGGCUUUUGGAGAGAAGCAGAGGGUGCUUUUGCUUUGGAGGUCACUUUUUGAGGCCCCUUUUAUGGGGUUCUCCAUCAGCCCCCAUGUCUUAUGAGGCCCUUAUCCCACAUUCUAGAGCCUUGGCCCUCCCAGAUGUCCUCCUCCAGCUCUCCUAUUGUCCCCUGACCCUAAAUGCCACUCUCCAGUCCUUGGGAAGGGCAAUUGUGUAAAAUAAGAGAAUCCCUUUUAGGAAAAGAAUGCUAGACUUCCCCGGCACCUCAUCCCUCAGCCUCUCUGUGGUCCUUCCUGGGGUGAGCCUGUCCUUGUAGGGCACCACCCCAACCCCUCUGCUUCCUAGUCCUUCCGAAUGUCUAAUCAGUGUUCGCUGCAGUGUCAGCCCAAGCUGGCCCCUGUACCACUGUGUGCCCAUUUCCUAGGGAAGGGGAGGGAGAAGAAACAGAAUAUUUAUUACAAAGUUAGAAAUAUAUUUAUUAUAUUAGGGAUCUCAUUUGCAUAGGAUAUGUAAAUGAGGUGUCAAGGUCAAACCUGUUCCCAUCUCAUUUGCAUAGCUCUGCAUCCACUAUGCAGUCAUCUUUAUACCCCUCUUUCCCCUUUAGUCAGUGUUCUUUCUAUUCUUAAUUCAACUCUGCCUUGCACCACCCUCACUCUCAGCCCAGGGGACCGGGAAUGGGAGGAAAAUGGGAUAUUCUCCUGCUGGCCUGAAGCCACAGUGUCUUUGCCAGUUCCCACCUCACCUGGUGGACUUCAGAGUGGAGGCAGCCAAGCAUCCACUGUUGCUGCCACCCCUCCCCCUUGGUUAACCUCCAAAGCCCCCUGACCAAAAGAUGGGGGGUAGGCACCUUGGUGGGGAGGGGAGUUGACUCCUGGUCUUUUAUGGUGAAUCUCCAGCGUUAAUGCUGUUCUGGUACCUCACCUCGAGUGAUGCCCCCAGGGCACAAGGCUGGGCCCAUCCUCUCCUGUCUCCGCCCCCCUCUGAAUGGCCUUCUACCUCCCCUGCCUAAGCCCUACUCCUUGGACUGGUCUGGGACCAGGUUGGAACAGGCAUGUGCGCCCACUGCGUUAGCUCUGACUCUGUCCUUUCUCCUCCCACGGUGGACACUUGUAUGUGAGGGACCGCAGGAUAAUGACCCCAUCCCGUGCUGGCCACACUUAGUCCCAGGCCAGUUGCCCUUCCCCUGUCCCCUCCUUCAGCCAUCCAAUUCCUGAGCUUUCUCUCUGACUGGUUUUCUUUCUUUUCCUUUGAUUAAAUGUGAAAGCAAAGGCU
Messenger RNA from Rhinolophus ferrumequinum (greater horseshoe bat), 4490 nucleotides. It is a transcript of the gene MPP2, whose product is annotated as MAGUK p55 scaffold protein 2. Gene Ontology annotation, molecular function: protein binding. Gene Ontology annotation, cellular component: plasma membrane; cell-cell junction. The coding region runs from base 275 to 2095 and encodes 606 amino acids. The record is from RefSeq and is a predicted model, not a curated record. The transcript is spliced from 12 exons. Lineage: Eukaryota; Metazoa; Chordata; Mammalia; Chiroptera; Rhinolophidae.